Molecule: messenger RNA, 1800 nt
Organism: Phaeoacremonium minimum UCRPA7
Lineage: Eukaryota; Fungi; Ascomycota; Sordariomycetes; Togniniales; Togniniaceae
Product: putative ferric reductase like transmembrane component protein
Exons: 2
Coding region: 1-1800 (599 amino acids)
Biological process (GO): intracellular iron ion homeostasis; copper ion import; iron ion transport
Cellular component (GO): plasma membrane
Molecular function (GO): ferric-chelate reductase activity
Source: RefSeq, a predicted model, not a curated record
AUGUCUGCAACACAGACCGGAACCGCUGCUGGGGGAGGUGGAAAUGGAACUGCUACUGGAGGGCAGGCGCAGGCGGCGCCUGGUGAAGGGUCGGCCAUCAACCCGGAGUUGGAGAACGAGAUGCUAUCCCGUUACCUGUUCGCCGUCCUUGGAUGCUUGGCGGGCGUCCUCAUCAUCUGGAGAUGUAUCAACGUGCUGGUGAGGUAUGUGCGGCAGGUUACAUGCCUCAACAACGACACCCAGCGAUACUUUGCAGCUCCGUCGUCCAAGGUGUCGUUCUUCAAGAAGACUAUUCAAUAUGCACCUAUCCUAGGCAAGCGACACAACCGGGAGUUCGCCCUCAGCUCCGCAGUCAAUAUGGGAACUCUCCCAACGAGGCUUCAACUUGUCGUCUUAGCAGGAUACUUCGCAACCAACGUUGCCUUUUGUGUCUUGAACGUGCCUUUCCACGAGAACUUCGACACUGCUUCAGAUCAACUGAGGAACAGGACGGGUGUUCUUGCGGUCGUCAACAUGGUCCCACUGUUUCUUAUGGCCGGGAGAAACAACCCCCUGAUCAACUGGCUUGGCAUCUCAUUUGAUACCUUCAAUUUGUUGCAUCGAUGGCUAGGACGAAUCGUCAUUCUGGAAUCGAUUGCACACGUAUUGGCUUACUGGAUCGGUUCGGCCGCAGAGAAGGGAUUCCCUGCUGUCUUCCAAAGGACAAUAAGUGUUCCUUACAUGAUGUGGGGCUUUGUUGCCACUUGUGCUUUCAUCGCCAUCGGUAUUCAGGCCAUGAGCGUCUCACGACACGCCUUCUACGAGACAUUCAAAAUCGUACACAUCGCUCUAGCGGCCUUGGCUGUGGCUGGUGUUUGGUAUCACUUGGUCCUGAAGCAUCUCCCGCAAAUCAAAUACCUAUAUCCCGUCAUUGCUCUGUGGUGCCUUGACCGACUGGCUCGAUUCCUGCGUGUCAUGUACACCAAUGUCGGAGCGGGCGGCACCAAGACUCUUGUAGAAGCUCUUCCCGGCAACGCCUGCCGCGUGACUGUCACCAUGGCUCGGCCGUGGACUUUCAAACCCGGCCAGCACGCCUACCUGUAUAUGCCUAGCAUCAGUGGCCUGCAAUCUCAUCCGUUCUCGGUCGCCUGGAGCGAGGAGGCGGAAGAUCUGCAUGGAGAAAAGCUGCCCAUGGAUCGCACUGAUGUGCUGGCGAUGCGCAAGACAAGCAUGUCCUUCGUGAUCCGGGCUCGCGCCGGCUUUACUGGCAACCUAUACAAGAAGGCGUCCGAGUGCAAGGGCGGAAAGCUACUAACAAGAUGCCUUGUUGAGGGACCGUAUGGAGGCAUGCACAGCCUGCAAUCAUAUGGCACGGUGAUGCUCUUCGCCGGCGGCGUCGGCAUCACGCAAGCAGUCCCGCACGUCCGCGAGCUUGUCGCUGGCUAUGGCAACGGCACUGUUGCCGCGCGCAAGAUCGUCCUGGUGUGGAUCAUCCAGAGCCCAGAGCACCUUGAGUGGAUCCGGCCGUGGAUGACCGAGAUUCUGGCCAUGGAACGCCGCCGGGACGUGUUGCGCAUCAUGCUCUUCGUCUCACGGCCGCGGUCUACCAAGGAGAUCCACUCGCCUAGCGCCACCGUCCAGAUGUUCCCGGGUCGUCCCAACGUCGACACCCUAUUGGGCAUGGAGAUGGAGCAGCAAGUCGGCGCCAUGGGCGUGUCCGUCUGCGGUCCGGGAGCACUCAGCGAUGAGGUCCGCCGCGCGGUUCGCAACCGCCAGUAUCAAGGCACGAUUGACUUUGUCGAAGAAGCCUUUUCGUGGUAA